Molecule: messenger RNA, 1701 nt
Organism: Penicillium chermesinum
Lineage: Eukaryota; Fungi; Ascomycota; Eurotiomycetes; Eurotiales; Aspergillaceae
Product: chaperonin-containing T-complex alpha subunit TCP1
Exons: 6
Coding region: 1-1701 (566 amino acids)
Biological process (GO): protein folding
Cellular component (GO): chaperonin-containing T-complex
Molecular function (GO): ATP-dependent protein folding chaperone; ATP binding; ATP hydrolysis activity
Source: RefSeq, a predicted model, not a curated record
AUGGCAGGCAUAUUUGAGGCACCGCGGAAUGCGGAUACUCUUUUCCUCGGGGGACAGAAAAUCACCGGAGCCGAUGUUCGCGAGCAGAAUGUACUUGCUACGCAAGCCAUCUCCAAUGUUAUCAAGAGCUCCUUCGGACCUUCUGGAUUGGAUAAGAUGAUGGUUGACGACAUAGGGGAUGUGACCGUGACAAAUGAUGGAGCUACAAUUCUCUCUUUGCUGGACAUUGAACACCCUGCCGGCAAGAUUCUUGUUGACCUCGCUCAGCAGCAGGACAAGGAGGUCGGAGACGGUACUACCUCGGUUGUUCUGAUCGCCUCAGAGCUCCUGCGACGAGGAAAUGAGUUGAUGAAGAACCGCAUACACCCUACCACGAUCAUCAACGGAUACCGCCUGGCUCUGCGUGAGGCUGUUAAAUACAUGAACGAGAACGUAGCGACAAAGGUGGAGAACCUCGGCCGAGACAGCUUGAUCAACAUUGCAAAGACCUCCAUGUCUAGUAAGAUCAUUGGCUCUGACUCGGAUUUCUUCGCAAACAUGUGUGUGGAUGCUAUGCUCCAGGUGAAAUCGACAAACCAGAGGGGCGAGGUUAAAUAUCCCGUCAAGGCCGUCAACUUGCUCAAGGCCCACGGAAAGAGCGGUACUGAGUCCGUACUCGUGAACGGCUAUGCUCUGAACUGUACCGUUGCCUCUCAGGCCAUGAAGACCCGCGUGACAGAUGCCAAAAUUGCUUGUCUGGAUAUGAACUUGCAAAAAGAGCGCAUGAAGCUGGGCGUGCAGAUUACGGUGGAUGACCCUGAUCAAUUGGAGAAGAUUCGUGAGCGGGAGGCUGGCAUUGUCUUGGAGCGGGUCGAAAUGAUCCUGAAGUCUGGUGCUAACGUUGUUUUGACUACCAAGGGUAUUGAUGACAUGGUCUUGAAGACCUUCGUUGAGCGCGGCGCUAUGGCUGUUCGUCGUUGCAAGAAGGAGGACUUGCGUCGUAUCGCCAAGGCCACUGGUGCUACACUCAUCAGCACUUUGUCCGAUCUGAACGGUGAUGAGAAGUUCGAGUCAUCCUACCUCGGCCAAGCAGGCGAGGUUAGCCAAGAGCGGAUCUCGGAUGAUGAGUGUAUUCUCAUCAAGGACACCAAGAUCCACACAUCGGCCUCCAUCAUCCUCCGCGGAGCCAACGAGUUCAGUCUGGAUGAGAUGGAACGCUCCGUUCACGAUACCCUUUGUGCCAUAAAGCGUACUCUGGAGAGCGGCAGCAUUGUUCCCGGUGGCGGUGCCGUUGAGACUGCUCUUCACAUUUACUUGGAGGAAUUUGCAGUGACUGUGGGCUCGCGUGAGCAACUUGCAAUUGGCGAAUUCGCCCAGUCCCUCCUCGUCAUCCCCAAGACCCUGGCUGUCAAUGCCGCCAAGGAUUCAUCGGAGUUGGUUGCCCAGCUUCGCGUCCGCCACGCCUUAUCACAGCGAGUGCAGGACGGCGAUGCGAACGCGGAGGAGAAGGCCAUUGCUAAGAGGAAGACCUACCGUAACUACGGUCUGGAUUUGAUGAAGGGACGGGUUCACGACACUUUGAAAGCCGGUGUUCUCGAGCCAAGCAUGAGCAAGGUCAAGCAACUCAAGAGUGCUGUCGAGGCUUGCAUUGCCAUUAUGCGUAUCGACACCAUGAUCAAGCUGGACCCUGAGCAGCCUAAGGAUGAUGGUCACGGCCACUAG